Molecule: messenger RNA, 2190 nt
Organism: Penicillium salamii
Lineage: Eukaryota; Fungi; Ascomycota; Eurotiomycetes; Eurotiales; Aspergillaceae
Source: the annotation of a GenBank genome assembly
AUGACAUCUCAAAUUCCAACUCAUACCAUGCCCGCCCCGGAGGACUCGACAGUCUCGCCCGGUCAGAUCCCCUCAGAGCAACCACCGAAGUUGAAAGGCCGUCAGAAGUUACUACAAAGUCUCCAACGCAUGUCGUCUAGCCCAACGUUGACCAGACGAGGGCGCUCAUCAUCAACUGCUGGAUAUCGCCGAGACCACAAGGCCUCACUAUCUUGCGUUUCGCUAUCUUCGCCUUCUUAUUCACCAUGCUUGGGCAAUGGUAGUUCCUCCCAGCUAUACGGGGGUCUCAAUCCUCGACCUGUUACACCAGGUUUCUCUCGCUCGCCUGGUGGGCCACAGGACGCCAACCCCCGCAUUCGACUGGUAGAUACCGACGCCCCUAGUGUCUCACUUCCUCGCACCGUCCCUUUACCAUUCGACGUGAGGCCAGCAUCGGGAGGGUCUCCGCGUGCGGCAACUCCUGUGGAGGUCCAGGUUGAAGACCCAGUCCCCCUUCCAGAGGUUCAGCCGGCUCGAACUCUGGAUUUCUGGGGCGAUAUGCCACAGGAGCUCAAGAUGGAGAUAUUCCAGCAUUUGACUCCACAGGAGAUUAUUCGGUGCUCUGCUGUUUCAAAAUCGUGGAACGAGAUGUGCUAUGAUGGUCAAUUGUGGUCCAAGGUUGAUGCGACUGAGUACUACUCUAAGAUUCCAAGCGAUGUCCUGGUGAAGCUCAUCACCUCAGGGGGUCCGUUUGUUAAAGAGCUCAACCUCCGAGGUUGUGUUCAAAUGCGUGAGAAGUGGUCUUCGGAUGGGGAGCGCAUCUUCAACCUUUGCCGGAACGUUGUCAACUUCUCGCUUGAGGGCUGUCGCAUUGACAGGGGAUCGAUCCACCAUUUCCUACUCCACAAUCCUCGUCUGGAAUACAUCAAUGUCUCAGGCUUAUCAACUGUUACAAACUCGGCCAUGAAGGUGAUUGCACGAUCUUGCCCACAGCUUCAGACCUUGAAUGUUUCAUGGUGCAGUAACGUUGAUACUACCGGCCUUCUUCGAGUCGUUCAGUCUUGUGAGCGGUUGAAGGAUCUUCGAGCUAGCGAAAUUCGUGGUUUCAGCGACGAGAAGUUCACACUGGCCUUAUUCGAGCGCAACAACCUGGAUCGUCUGAUCAUGAGUCGCACCGACUUGACCGAUCAGAGUUUGAAGACACUUAUUCACGGCAAGGAUCCCAACAUGGAUUUGCUGACCGACAGGCCUAUCGUUCCACCUCGACGGUUCCGCCAUUUGGAUCUCCAUCAAUGUUCCGAGAUUAGCGACAGUGGGCUGAAAAGCAUGGCCCAUAACGUGCCAGAACUGCAAGGCUUGCAGGUCUCCCAGUGUUCUGAAUUGACAGACGAAUCUGUCAUGGAUGUCAUCCGCACAACGCCCAACCUAUCUCAUUUGGAACUAGAAGAUCUGGAGAACUUGACAAACAGUACCUUGGUGGAGCUGGCGAAAUCUCCCUGCUCCCAGAACCUGGAGCACCUGAAUAUCAGCUACUGCGAGAAUCUGAGUGACACAGGAAUGCUUCAGGUUAUGAAAAGCUGCCCGAAACUACGAUCUGUAGAAAUGGACAACACCAGGGUCUCCGAUUUGACUCUCAUGGAAGCCAGCUAUCGCAUCCGCCGGCGUGGAUACAGCGAUGACCUCCCCCAAAUCGGACUGCGACUCAUGAUCUUCGACUGCGCAAAUGUCACCUGGGCAGGCGUCAAGGAAGUCCUCUCCAGCAAUGCUUACAUUCCUCGCGCCUCCCGCAAGCCCGUAUCCACAGUGGUAACGGUAACACAAACCUCAGACACCGGAUCCUCCCCCGAGACAAGCACAUUCGUCAAACCAACCUCCACCCCUUCACCCUCACCAACAUUUCCAAACGAAAUCAUUCAGCUGAAAUGUUUCUACGGCUGGCAGAUGACCGUGGACGAACACACAAAACGCGUUCUCCGCGGCGAUCUUGCUGCAGCCUCCCGGCUGGACCGGAAAUGGGCAGACUACAUGAUGGCAACCGAGGAAGCGGGCGCUGCAGGUGCGGGUGCCCGCCGACGCAGGCGUCGCGCUCGCGAAGCCGAGCGCCUUUACAACGCUGACGAGGACGAGGCCGAUGCAUACGGCGGGGCAAUCACCGCUCUAGGUGGCAGACGUCGCCGCGCUCAGAGCGGCGGUGGAUGUACUGUCAUGUGA